AUGCUCGCCCGCCGCCAUAUCCGGCAGCUGGAGGCGCGGCAGGAGGAGUUGCAGUUGGUGCUGGAGAAGACGGAGUGGGAGUUGGCGUCACUGCCCGCCAGUGCGGAGGAGAGCAUCGUGGAGUUACGCUGGGUUCGGGCGCAGCACAAAGACCUCCAGGUUGAGCACCGGCGCCUGCAGGAGAAGUUUGACGCACUGAAGAACCAGCGUGCGGAAGAGCUGGAGGAGAUGCGCCAGCAGAAUGAACGGCUGAUGCAACAGCUUCGGGAGAGGCGCGACAAACUUGCGAGUGUGUCGCGGCAGAUGCGGGAGUCUGAACUGGCGGCGAAGGAGCAAGCGGAGGAGCUCUCGCAGGCAUUCAAUCUGCUGGAUACACAGAUGCGUGCGCUACGCGCAGAGGUUGGGGCGCCGCAAGGGUCACGCGCCUCCCCACGCCGGCACAGCACAAAGGAGCCGGAGGACGCGCAGGGGAAGUUGCUGCAGGGGCGCAUCACCUUCCUCGAGCAUACCCUGAAGCAGAAGGAGGCAGAGAUCCAUCACCUGCAGCAGGAACUCGAGCGCAAGGAGGAGCAGCUGGACAACUUAGAGGAGCAGGUAGGCAGUGCUACACGCAAUGUGGAGAGUACGACUCGCAGGAGCGCCCUCCUCGAGAAGACAUUAGAACAGUUGAGGCGCACAAACGAUGACCUGCAGGACGAACUGCGCGUCGUCAAGGGGCGUGUAUUAGCGCAGGCAGAACGGCUUUCGUCACAGCCGCAGCCGUCACGCGACACCUCACGGCUGCCGUCACGUCGAUUGCAAUCCACUAGUGCAACAGCGACCAUAACUCGUACGAAAGAGGUAAGUCAUGCGGCCUCUACACGUUCCCACAGCAGAGAGCGUCAAUCGAUACAAGAAGACGAGCACCAGACACCACAGCGAAGAACACCACGUGCGACAUCUGAUAGAAAACGAUCCCGCUCUGGCACACACAACUAA
Molecule: messenger RNA, 978 nt
Organism: Trypanosoma grayi
Lineage: Eukaryota; Euglenozoa; Kinetoplastea; Trypanosomatida; Trypanosomatidae
Product: putative NUP-1 protein
Exons: 1
Coding region: 1-978 (325 amino acids)
Source: RefSeq, a predicted model, not a curated record